AGAAGGGGACCUGGGCUGUGCUGGCGGCGGUGACCGUGUUCUCCUUUAUCAGCCGCUUCUACCGCCUGGCAGAGCCGCCCCAUGUAUGAUUGUAAGCUCCUAGGAACAGGGCCCUCCUUUCGUUCUCGCAGCCCUCUUCUCAAGAACUUCAUUGACAGCCUUCACCUACGUAGUGGCCAUUUAGCCCAGAAUUCCUCUCACUCAUAGCCGUUCAUCUCUUCAGCGGCUCUACUCCUGCUAGACGUGCCGGGCCUCUCCAUAUAAAGUGAAACCAAACUGGAAAAAUACAUUUAAAAAAAUCACUGCUCGUUUAAGUAUACAUUCUCUUGCAGCUGGGAUGAGACUCAUUUUGGAAAGAUGGGAAGCUAUUACAUAAACAGGACGUUUUUCUUUGAUGUUCACCCUCCGUUAGGAAAGAUGUUGAUUGGAUUUGCUGGUCAUCUCACUGGCUACAAUGGAUCCUUCUCCUUUCUAAAGCCUGGACAGCAGUAUGAGAGCCACUACUACCUGGGCAUGAGAGGGUUCUGCGCCUUCCUGGGUUCCUGGCUCCCUCCGUUUGUGUUCCUCAUCGUUCACCAGCUGUCCAAAUCACUAGCGGGGGCUCUGCUCGCAUCUCUGCUGGUUCUGUUGGACACUGGCUGCAUCACACUAUCCCAGUACAUCCUGCUGGACCCCAUCCUGAUAUUCUUCAUUAUCGGUGCCGUGCUGAGUAUGGUCCGCUUCCAUUCCUGUUCCAGCAGGCCAUUCAGCGUCCCCUGGUGGUUGUGGCUGGGACUGACCGGCGUCAGUUUGGCUGGAGCCAUAGGAGUGAAAUUUGUCGGCCUUUUCGUCGUUCUCUUCGUUGGUCUAAACACAGUCCGGGACCUGUGGAAGCUGUUGGGAGAUCUCAGUCUGACACUGGAAGUCAUCCUGCGUCACUUGGCCGCACGUGUCCUCUGCCUCAUCCUACUGCCGCUAGUCCUGUACUCACUCAUCUUUGCUGUGCAUUUCGCCAUUCUUAAUAAAAGUGGGCCCGGUGACGGGUUUUUCAGCUCCGCUUUCCAGUCCCGCCUGAUUGGAAACAAUCUACACAAUGCAUCCAUGCCGGAACACCUAGCCUACGGCUCAGUCAUUACCCUGAAGAGCGUGCGAACGGCGAGCGGUUACCUGCACUCACACUGGCACUUAUACCCAGAGGGCGUGGGAGCGAAGCAGCAACAGGUCACCACUUACUCUCACAAAGAUCAGAACAACCUGUGGACUGUGAAGAAACACGACUCUGAAUACGACAUAGAAGCACCCCUUGAAUUUGUCCAUCACGGGGACAUUAUCCGUCUGGAGCACACAAUGACAGGCCGGAACCUUCACAGCCACCAGCGGGAGGCGCCACUCACCAAGAAACACCUGCAGGUGACUGCAUACGGCACGAAUGGAACCGGCGACAGCAAUGACUUCUGGAGAAUUGAGGUGGCCGGUGGCAAAAGCCGGGUGAAAGUUCUCCGUAGUCAGAUCCGAUUGCUGCACCUAUCAACAGGCUGCGUUCUGUGCUCAACCGGGAAGACCCUGCCAAAGUGGGGCUGGGAACAGGGGGAGGUCACAUGCAGCCCGUAUAUACGAGAGAGCCCCAACACUAUGUGGAACGUGGAGGAUCACUGGAAUCCCAGGCUUCCAAAUAUCAGUGUGUCCAUCCUGAAGCCAUCGUUCUUUGAGAUCCUGGCGGAGUCGCACAUUGUGAUGCUGCGGGCGAACAGCGGGCUAAAGCCCAAGGAGCACGAAGUCACGUCCAAGCCUUGGCACUGGCCAAUCAACUUUCAGGGUCUCCGAUUUUCUGGUGUUAACGCAUCAGAUUUUCGCAUCUACCUCUUGGGAAAUCCAGUGGUUUGGUGGCUGAACCUGGGAUGUCUCGUCCUCUAUGUUCUCGUGGCCCUCUGUGCUGCUGUUUCCAUACAACGUGGCCUCCCUAUGUCUGACAAUGUGAAAGAGAACUUCAGCCUGCUGCUGGAGAGCGGGGGACAAAUGUUGUUCGGGUGGCUGCUGCAUUAUUGUCCCUUCUUCUUCAUGGGCCGAGUGCUGUACUACCACCACUACUUCCCAGCCAUGCUCUUCUCUAGCAUGCUUACCGCUGUGACACUAUCUGCCCUGCUCAGGCUGUGCGCCGAAGCCCUCUGCCCUUCACGCCAUCAGGCGGUAUUUGUAGCUGGGAUAACGGUCCUGGUUCUGACGCUUCUAUACAGCUUCUAUCUCUUCCACCCGCUGGCCUACGGCAUGGUGGGACCGCUCGCAGAUGAUUCCGACAGCCCCAUGGCAGGACUGCGCUGGAUGGAUUCCUGGGACUUUUAGUUCAGUGUCUUUUUGGACCUUUUUUCUAUUUGCUGUCAGUAUUAGCACUGGUAAUGUACUUGCCUUCCAUAGACCCAGAAGACCCGGACAGGGAAGACGACAGCUAGAUGACCAGGUCGUGGAAGGACUGUGAGACAUUUUGGAAAGGACACUGAACAGGUGGAACAUGUCACAGAGACAUCGAUGUUCAGCAAAGCCUUGUAAUGAGUGCGCAAUAUAUCGCUCCUAUGGUCAGACGUAGGAUUACUGCCAAAUCCACAGUCAUUGGGCAUUCACUCCUUCAGCCCUGAGGAUUGCACUACACCACAGGUUCUCAAACUCUGUCCUCAGGACCCCACUCAGUGCAUGUUUUGCAGGUAACCCAGCAGGUGCACAGGUGUAUUAAUUACUCACUAACACAUUUUAAAAGGUCCACAGGUGGAGCUAAUUAUUUCACUUGUGAUUCUGUGAGGAGACCUGCAAAACAUGCACUGUGUGGGGUCCUGAGGACCGAGUUUGAGAACCUGUACACUACACUAUAUACCUGUAAUGAGACCAGAAGCACUGGUCUGUUCCUCUGUUUACCACCUCUGUUCUAUGGCCUGUGAUGGAAGCACGGUUAGCGAACGCUGGUGGGAUACUGGCCUAUACCUCCAUAUACCAUUUCUGUUCUGUGGCCUGUGAUGGAAGCACUGUUAGCGAACGCUCGUGGGAUACUGGCCUAUACCACUACAUCCCACUUCUGUUCUGUGGCCUGUGAUGGAAGCACUUAGCAGAGUCUGAUGGAGUACUGGCCUAUACCUCUAUAUACCAUGUAUGUUCUGUGGCCUGUGGCGGAAGCACUGUUAGCGGAGUCUGAUGGAGUACUGGCCUGUGUGUCUAUAUGCCAGAAUAUGGUGUGCUUGUCAGUGUGGUCUCCUGCAAAGGUGAGCAAACCUCCGGGCUCUGGUUGUUCCCCCCCUGGCAUUUCCGUGCUUACGGAGUUGCAGCCUGUGUGAUCUGCAUGUCUUUAUCUGGCCAGAACAGCUGCCUUCCAUCCUGUGCCGUCUUUCCUCUCCUUGCAGCUGCGGCUUCUACAACUGGGGGCCGUGCUCAGCUGCUUCUUACAGAUUAACCCUUAGUUGGCUCAGAUGCAGAACCCCCCGAUCCUGGAGGGCUCUGUCUGGCCUCUAGCCCGAGAGCGAUUAAAUAGAACAUUAACUUGCCUCUGGGCCAGAGUACUGGGAGCUCCCCUCUCCCAGCGUUCUACAGUAGCUACAGGUAUAUUGUGCCUUUUCCAUAGACCGGUCUCCAUUAAUGCACGUAUACUUAUUUCAACCAUUAAAGUCACAAGAAGCCACCAGCUGCAGCGAUUAUGCCUGAUGUUCCGUCUCCUCCGUAAGGUCGGCAUCUCGGGUUUACUAAUAAGUAGGAGACGGGUUCCGCAUAGUUCUUCCAGCAUAAGUAGAUGCUUCCUAACACAGGGACUGGUUUGAAGAUAGGUUUGAAGAUAGGUAAGAACUUAUCACACAAACAUUUAAUGAUUUGGAAACCGCAUUAGUUUUCUAGGUGAUGAGACCGGUUACCGGACCUAACACAAUCCAGUGCUCACCGGAACCUUUUGUAACACUCCGAUGCUGGGGGCCAGUCACAUACCAGAGAAUCUGGGAACCAUUCUCGACGUCACAUGACCGUGACACAGCCAUUGCGGAAAGCUGCAGUGCACAAUAUGGGGCUUGGUAUAAUCUGGAUGGUAGAUGUGUCUCUAGAGCAUGACAAGUUAUGUAGCGAAAAAGCCCCAGCGCCUGUGACCUGUGAUGGGGAAUACAGCUAGGGAGGAAGGCUGGCCAUGGUCAUUGGAUGGGUUGCCAUGGGAAUGAGUCCAGAACGGGAAGAAAACAGCAGAUUAGGAUGGACCAGAGCUCACUGCCUUCCGCUGGCUGAGAAGGAGUAAUUACAGCUGCAGGAUGCUGCGCCGGUAAUUGUACCGAACGGAUUUAACCCCUGUCUGGCCGGCCACGCUGACAGCAAUGUGACAGAUAUUGGAAUUGUUUCCGUACCAAAGAAUUAUAUUAUAAAGUGAUUAGAUUGCUAAAAAAAAAUAUAUAUAUUUUUAUUAUUUUUUGUGGUCCAAUUGUUCAGCAAAGAAUUCUGUUCAGACAAGAAAUUGCUAACGAUGCGUGCUGCAGGCGUAAUUCCUGGCCGAGUAAUUAGGAUAAGCCACUCCUCCGGCGUAUACCUGACUUCAGCGCUUUGCUGGUAACCAGAUUUGCUGUUAUGUUAGUGUACAAGUCUUCCAUACGUGAUGACACUCUGACUGUGUCUGGAUAUUACAGGAGAUCAUGUGACCAGUAAUCCCUUUAAAUGCUGCCACAUUGGCAGAACUUUAAGAUCGGAUUAGUUGGCGCCGUCUCUGAACUACUAGGUUGAUGCAGUUUGGCUGUGCGGCCAUGUUGCUCCCAGACCUGUUGUGUGACUGCCGCACAUCGUCUAUCUACUGCCCUUCAAGACUAGUCCGAGCUCACGGAGGAAACGGAACCUCUCCUGAAUUAUCAUCAGGUUGAUUGUAUAACAGACUAGCUGCCUUUAUUGAUGAUUUAUCUGGGUUUCAUCUGUGAUGGACAGUGUUUGUCAAGUUGAUCAGUAAUUUGUUUCCUAAUAAAAAAAAGUCUCUAAUUGUU
Messenger RNA from Pseudophryne corroboree (corroboree frog), 4958 nucleotides. RefSeq names its product protein O-mannosyltransferase 2 (gene POMT2). Gene Ontology annotation, cellular component: endoplasmic reticulum; membrane. Gene Ontology annotation, biological process: protein O-linked glycosylation via mannose. Gene Ontology annotation, molecular function: dolichyl-phosphate-mannose-protein mannosyltransferase activity. The transcript is spliced from 22 exons. The coding region runs from base 358 to 2319 and encodes 653 amino acids. The record is from RefSeq and is a predicted model, not a curated record. NCBI's taxonomy places the organism in Eukaryota, Metazoa, Chordata, Amphibia, Anura, Myobatrachidae.